Molecule: messenger RNA, 3898 nt
Organism: Diospyros lotus (date-plum)
Lineage: Eukaryota; Viridiplantae; Streptophyta; Magnoliopsida; Ericales; Ebenaceae
Product: formin-like protein 5
Exons: 7
Coding region: 895-3483 (862 amino acids)
Biological process (GO): actin nucleation; actin cytoskeleton organization
Molecular function (GO): actin filament binding
Source: RefSeq, a predicted model, not a curated record
AAAUUCAUAAAUUAUGCAGGCAAAGGCAAAGGUCCAUUUAUUUGGCAGCUUUCCGAGAAAUUGUUUUCCCUUCCCCAUCCCGUGUGAUUUAACCUGGUCAAACACACGUUGCUCUCUGCCUACCAUUAUUUUACAGCUAUUUUGUUUUCUGCUUCUUCCUUCUGGUGGAUCUGGUCAUGAACAAAGACCCAAGUGAGGGAAUUUCCUUCGAGAUUCCUUUUGUUUGGGUCAAAUUCUCAGAUUAUAUUUUGGGCGAGAGCAUUCAAUUGAAUGAUUCAGUUCCGUGGAGCUCUGACAGCUUGAUUUUGGCUUUGUGGGUAUUUUGUUAGGUUGAACAUUUCGGGCAUUUCUGGGAGCACAAGUUCUGGGUUUUGGUUUGUGAGGGUUUGCGAUACCCAGUUCCGAGAUUUUACUAAGAUUUUGUUGAUGCGAUCGUCCAAGUCUGAUUGGAACGCUUGAAGGGUUUUCCUGAGGAAAAAAUAAGAAAAAGUUCCUUCUGGUGAAUGCUUUACAGAGAUUUGGGGAUGUUCAAAGAUACAAGGGUUCUGGGUUUUUGAUGAAAAGAAUAGGGUUUCUUUGGAAUGUUGUUUCAGGGCCAACUGGAAAUGGGUGUGGGAAGAAUGCUGUGUUCCAUUGUAUUUGCUCUUCUGUUCUUUGCUUUGGCGGCAGCUGAUUCAGAAGGCGAGAAAGGUGCAGAAGAACUGUUACUGGACAGUCAACUCUACUCGGCUUUAAGGGGGAUAAAUAAGGACCUGAAUUAUGUGACUGCAGGCUGAACUAUUAUGGGCCCAUUGCAAGGUAGAGUUGAUCACUGCAAGGGAAGCUGUUGAAGAUCUUGAAGUUUUUGUACAAGGUGAAAAGUCCCGUACCUAUAAUGAGAUUGUUUGGAGAAGAAUGUUCUCGGCAAAAGAAGACAUAAAGAAAGCUAUCCAUACCCUGCAUCCUGAGAUAAAGCAAACUCUUCUGGAUUGUUUUAGAAAGAAUAAUCUUCCACUUCUUGUUUCUGGAGAAGAGGGCCACUCAAAAAAUUGGAAGACCAAGUAUCUGGAGUUCUUGUUUGCCAGAACUGAUGCUCCUAGACAACGCCAACUGCUUCAGGGUUCUUCUGCACCAUCACUUGGUCCAUCCCCUGCAGUUGGAUCUCCAAAACCUAGCCCAGCACCAUCCCCUGAUGAAGUACCUUCAGUCUCUCAGGCUCCUGAUUCUCAGGGCCCUGCUAAGCCUCCUACGUUGCCUUUCUUCCCCUCCAAUUUCAACAGUUCAGACUUACAACCUACAGCUGGAGAACCUUCUUCAGAAAAUUCUAAUUCUGUUUCAAAAGUACAGGAAAAUGACCACAAGAAAACAGUUGUUAUUGCUGUUGCUGUAACGGCAGCAGUGACAUUUGUCUUUGUUGCAUUGCUCUUUUUCUGCUACUUCAAGUUUUGUAGGAGUGAUUCUGGACUCGGAAUGAAAGAUGAGAGGCCUCUUCUGAGCUUAAGCUUAAGUGACUAUUCUACUGAUAAUUCAAACAAGUCAUUGCCUGUAGGGAAUCCUAUUAACAGUGGGAAGCUUCAUAAUCAAUCAUUCAAUACCAGCUUUAACAAUAACAUAAUGCUGCCAUCUUUAGAUGGCAGUUCUUAUGUCAAGUCAGGCAGGCUCAGCACUUCUAAAGUGGAUACUCAUACUCAUUCAGAACCAAUAGGUGUUACUGGCAAAAUUUCAGCAGAGGAUUCUGUACAGAUUUUACCUCCUCUGAAGCCCCCUCCUGGAAGAUUGGUCAGUCCUCCUGGACUGCCUCCUCUAAAGCCUCCCCCUGGCAGGCCUGAUCUCUUGCCUCCUGAACCACCUCUCCCACCACCUCCUCCCCCCAAAGCAACUCCUUCUGCCCCACCGCCGCCACCACCACCUAAGAAACCUGUUUCUAGCAAUCCACAGCCUCCCCCUCCAGGACCACCACCUCCACCUAUACCCUCUGGCAUAAAGACUGGCCUUCGCCCUCCGCCACCCCCAAAAAGUGGUGUCCCUCUUCCUCGGCCACCUGGCAUGGGCUCAAAGCCAAUUCGAGCUCCACCUUUUGGACCAUCAGGUACCACUAGUGAAGCUGAUGCUCCCAAAACUAAGCUGAAGCCAUUCUUCUGGGACAAGGUUCUGGCCAACCCUGAUAGCUCAAUGGUUUGGCAUCAAAUUAAAUCAGGGUCAUUCCAGUUCAAUGAAGAGAUGAUAGAAACUCUAUUUGGAUAUAGCGCACCAGAGAAAAAUAAAAAUGACCCCAAGAAAAAUUCAUCAUCUCAGGACCCUUCAACUCAAUAUAUUCAACUUAUUGAUUCAAAAAAGGCUCAAAAUUUGGCAAUUCUUUUACGAGCACUGAAUGUUACAACAGAAGAGGUUUGUGAUGCGCUUAAAGAAGGAAAUGAGCUUCCAGCAGAGUUCCUUCAAACUUUGUUAAGGAUGGCACCAACAUCAGAAGAAGAACUGAAAAUUAGGCUUUUCAGUGGUGAACUUUCUCGACUUGGGCCUGCAGACCGAUUCCUAAAAGUAUUGGUUGACAUCCCAUUUGCCUUUAAAAGGCUGGAAUCGUUGCUUUUUAUGUGCACACUUCAGGAGGAUGUUUCAAUUACUAAAGAGGCUUUUGCAACUUUGGAGGCUGCUUGCACAGAACUAAAGAAUAACCGUUUAUUCCUCAAGCUCCUGGAAGCUGUUCUUAAAACAGGCAAUCGCAUGAAUGAUGGAACAUUCCGUGGGGGUGCACAAGCUUUCAAACUUGACACACUUCUGAAAUUAUCAGAUGUAAAAGGAAUAGAUGGAAAAACCACUCUUCUGCACUUUGUUGUGCAGGAGAUAAUUCGUUCAGAAGGUGUUAGGGCUGUUCGUGCAGCUGGAGAGCUCCCUGAGGGUCCUGCCCAUGAUUUAGAUGAACACUAUAGCAGCCUUGGUCUUCAGGUGGUUUCGGGUUUGAGUGGUGAGCUUGAGAAUGUUAAGAAAGCAGCAGUCCUGGAUUAUGAUACCAUAACAGGAACUGUAGCCAAACUUGGUCAUCGAUUUUUGAAAGUGCGGGAAUUCCUGAAUUCAGAUAUGAAGGAAAUAGAUGAAGGAAAUGGAUUCCACCAAACUCUAAAAAGUUUUGUGCAGGAUGCUGAGGUUGAUAUCACAUCAUUGCUCGAGGAAGAAAAAAGGAUGAUGGCUCUGGUGAAGAGCACGGUAGAUUACUUCCAUGGGAAUUCUGGUAGGGAAGAAGGCCUGCGAUUGUUUGUCGUUGUUCGUGAUUUCUUGGUAAUAUUAGACAAGGUAUGCAGAGAGGUUAAAGAUGUCCCAAAGAAGCCAAAUAAGACACCAAACAGGGAAGGCGCAACAGUACAGUCUCCUUCAGAACCUCGCCAGACCCCUGAUCCUCCUCGGCAGCCACCUGAUCCUCCUCAGCUGCCUCCUGAUCGUCGCCAGCACCUAAUUCAGGCUAUAACAGAUAGACGGAUGGAUUCUAGUUCAGAUGAUGACAGUCCCUAAAUUUUGUAAAGAACAACAGCUGGAGUGGAGUUUUAGUGUUAGUGGAAGUUCAUGACAGAAUGUUGGACUCUUUUCGGUUCCAUCUGGGAUUACUGUAAGCGACAACGAUUGGUUAGCAAGUUUUUGGAUCAGUGAGGACAACUCGGUGAAGCCAAAUUUCAACAGCUAUAAAUACAAGUGUACAACUUACAGAUGAAUCUAACAAUGCGGUAUUAUAAUCCUUUCCAUGUUUAAUGGUAUAAGGAGAUGUCUUGGGGCUUCCCCAGAUGACGAACACCGUUAAAAUAUCUUAAUUCUUUUUGUUUUUAGUCACAUUUAAGCACAGUUUUGUUGAUAAUUUUCAGUUCUUGGGAAUUGGAGAUGUAGCUUGUACAUUGUUCCAAGAUAUAGUAGCGAUUGCUUCAACAUUGUUAUA